This is a messenger RNA of Malania oleifera, 1503 nucleotides long. RefSeq lists its product as uncharacterized. Bases 165 to 1367 code for a protein of 400 amino acids. The transcript has a single exon. NCBI's taxonomy places the organism in Eukaryota, Viridiplantae, Streptophyta, Magnoliopsida, Santalales, Ximeniaceae. The record is from RefSeq and is a predicted model, not a curated record.
CGGUCGGUUUGAUGAUCAUUCUAAAUGCUCGCGGUUCCGCGGCAACGUUUGAGAUGUUCUUCAUUUGUCUCUCUCCAUCCGGCACUCUCUUCUGCAGCACCUCGCUAAUGGUCGUUCCCACUGGUUAUCCGUAGAACAUCGCGGAGCCCCCAGGCUACGUUACCAUGGAAACCGCAUCAUCCUUCCUCUGCUCGAAAACAAACCUUUUUGGCUGUAACACGGUAGACAGAAGCACAAAUUCUCUCAGGCAUUCCAACAAACGUCUACAAUCCCGUCUCCCCAUCAAGCAUUCGUGCAGUCUUCGAAACUUCAGAACCGCCAAAACUCCUUUGAAUAGCUCCUUUUCUGUAUACCCAUUUCCACCAUCUCCAUUAAGGGCGAGAACCCAUUUUCUUCAUCCCCUCAAAUGUUCACAUUCCGAAACUGCUGGCUCAGAAUCUCAGAACGCAUUACUAAAUCCCUUGAAAAACCUUUCCUUCGGUUCGUUGAGAACAUUGCUUUCUCAGUUAACCCCUAUUGAUAUAUGCAAAUGGUCGGCCAUGUUUUCCAUUUCCAUUGCAGCCGCCAAAUGGACUGUAAAUUUACUUUUGAACCCUUUCUUCUGGAUGUAUUUUAGCUGGACUUGGUUGUUCUGGCCGUGGUUUGUUGCUGUAGCUCUUGCAAUAUAUGGUUUGUACUGCCUCCGUAAACAUUUGCUUGGUGAAGCGAAUAUAGUGGAGCAGCUUUGUAUUGUAACGUCGGCAUUCACUUGGCUCACACUCGUUCCGCCUGCCCAUUUCAAUGGCUUCCUUGAAGGCUGGCCUUUCGUGUUUUUCUUUGUGUAUCACUAUUUUUUCUUCUUCAAUGUUAGUAUUAGGAGACGUUUAUACGGAGAUUAUUAUGCUCGCCCACAUGACCCCAAGUGGGAUGUGAGGUUACCUAAUUGGUACAGCCUUCUAUUUUGUGCUGGAGUCAUGGCAGGGCACUGGCUUGCAGCAUUUGAAGGACCAGAGCUGCACCUCAUACCUGGUGCGUGGAGCAAUUUGGGGAUUUGGAUACUGAUAGUGGUUGCUUUAUUUAUGCAAUAUCACUCAACAUUGUAUCUUGCGAAGUAUUCAGAAAAAGUGGUGGUGCCUACUGCGGUUGUGCAAUUUGGGCCAUAUCGUUGGGUCCGCCAUCCAAUAUAUUCUUCUACGAUGCUUCUGUUUGUGACUUAUUGUGUUGCACUCCGGGCACCCAUCAGCUCAUUAUUUGUCAUUGCGGUUUGUUUGCUGUAUUAUGAGCAGAAAGCAAGAUUAGAGGAGGAUUUGAUGCUGGAAACUUUUGGGGAGAGAUACAGUGAAUACAUGAAUAAAGUGAGGUACAAGUUCAUGCCUUGGGUUUAUUAGCUGUGCUGUUGUUAAUUAUUCCUGUUAUCAGUUUAUUGGAUAGAAGUACUAGUGUGCUGAAACCAGAAGAGGGGAUAUUUGCUAAUGUAAAACAAGCACAAUUUUUUUAUAAUCUUUAAAUUUUAAUUUUCUUCUA